GGGAAAAGAGCCGACGGCAGGAGUUUCACAGCAGGGCGCUGCGUAUCGGGGGCUGCUCGCCGAGGCCCGAGCGCUCCUUCCAGGGAGGCUUUCACCCCCAUCUGGGCCGCUCGUUAUGUCAGCAGUCUACAUUUUGCGGAUUCGUCCUUUAAUAAUCUGUAAAUCAUUUAAACUGAAGUUCUUUCACCUGUAACAUCGCUGGGCACCGCAACUCCAGUUUUUUCGUAUUUCUUCAUGGCGGGGGUAACGCUACAGAGCGCCGCCCUGCAGGGCUUAGCAGAAGGUGACAUCCUGGACCCUACGUUCCAGCGGCAGCUGGAGGAUGCGCGCACGCAACUCCGCCAGGAGAUCCAGCGGGAGCUGAAGAUAAAGGAGGCAGCAGAGCGGUUGCGGCGGGCUGUGACGAGCAGGAAAAACGCUGCGGACGUGGAGGGCCAGCUCAGGGCUUCCGGCCGCAAGCUGGAGUACCUCCACCGGCAGCUGCAGGAGCUGGAUGCCCGGGCUGUGGUCUCCCAGCCCGACGCUGCGGCAGACAGGCCGAUGUCCCCAAAUUCCUGCCCGUGGGAGGGGAGCUCCUCCCCGCUCUCCAGCCGAGUCCACGCCCUGAAGAAGCAGCUGGCCAUCGAGCUCAAAGUCAGGCAGGGAGCCGAGAACAUCAUCCAGACCUACGCCAGCCGCUCCGUCAAGGACCGGAAGAUGCUAUCGACGGCCCAGCAGAUGCUGCAGGACAGCCGUACGAAGAUUGAGCUGAUCCGCAUGCAGAUCCUGAAGGUGACGCAGGCAGGGGAGCAGGGGCUGAAGGCCAGCGACCCAGGAGGAGGCCCCCAGCACCCGGGCAGUCCUCCGGAGUUGCGGAUCGCCGACUUGAGGCACCACCUCCGCAUCGAGGCUGCUGUGGCCGAGGGUGCCAAGAACGUAGUGAAGCAGCUGGGGGGGCGUCGCCUGCAGGACCGCAGGGUCCUGGCCGAGGCCCAGGACCGGCUGCACGAGUCGUCCCAGAAGCUGGACCUGCUGCGCGCCUCCCUGGAGCAGCGCUUGAGCGAGCUUCCCCCGGAGCACCCCCAGCGCGCCACUGUCAAGGAGGAGCUCUCCAUGGGCCCCUCUCCGUCGGUGGCAUUCCAGCGGGGCCGCGUUUCCUCCUCCCCUUCUUCCUUCCUCAAGCCCGCCUCCCUCACUGGCAGGCUUGAAGUGCGCCUCCUGGGCUGUCAGGACCUGCUGGAGAACGUGCCGGGCCGUAACCGAGUAAGCGGCGUGUCCACGGCGCCGGGAAGCCCCUCCGACAGCAAGUCCCUGAAGAUGCUAACGGGCCUGUCGGGCCGCAGCAUCAACAGCAAGGUCAGCAAGAUGGAUGAGCUCUCCAGUGAGUACCUGCACUGGGUGGGGGCGAGGCUGGGAGUGACCCAUGUUUUUCCCUGAAUGACCUCUGACCGCACCUCCUCCCAGUCCCGGGAGCUGGAGAUCAGCGUGUACUGGAGGGACUGGAGGGAGCUGUGUGCCGUUAAAUUCCUGCGUCUGGAGGACUUCCUGGACAAUCAGCGGCAUGGGAUGUGCGUAAGCAUGGAGCCCCAGGGCGUGCUCUUCACAGAGGUGACCUUUGUCAACCCCGUCAUCGAGAGGCAGUCCAAGCUUCAGAGGCAGAAACGCAUCUUUCCCAAGGAGAAAGGGAAGGACUUUUUGCGUGCUGCACAGAUGAACAUCAACUUCGCCACAUGGGGGCGUCUGAUGAUGAGUAUGCUGCCACCUUGCAGUUCCAUGGCGACGCUGAGCCCCCCGCUGUCGGGCUCCUCUGACCCCGAGGUCACGCCACCUCCCCCAGUGGAGAAGCCUGCUGUGUCGAGCCCCCCAUCUCCGGGGGAGCUUCCGGUGAGGAAGCUGAACUUCAGCGAGGACCGACCACCCAAGCCCCCGCGCCUCCACAUGGGGAAUACCCCUUUGUCACCUUCAGCAAUGACACCUGCACAGUCCAAGGCUUCAGCCCCGAACCACACGGAGGAGCCAGAGGAGGGAAAUGGACCCAAAUCACGGAGCGCCAGAAAGAGGGAGGGCUUGCAAAUGGAGGAUUUCAGGUGCAUCUCUGUCCUGGGAAGGGGACACUUCGGAAAGGUCCUGCUGGCAGAGUAUAAGGAGAACAGAAAGCUGUAUGCCAUUAAAGCACUGAAGAAAGGCGAUAUUGUGACCCGUGAUGAGGUGGACAGCCUGAUGUGCGAGAAGCGGAUCUUCGAGACCAUCAAUGCCUCGCGGCACCCCUUCCUGGUGAACCUGUACGGCUGCUUCCAGACGGCAGAGCAUGUGUGCUUCGUCAUGGAGUACUCCCCUGGCGGAGACCUCAUGAUCCACAUCCACACCAGCAUCUUCUCGGAGCCGCAGGCCCGGUUUUAUGCAGCUUGUGUGUUACUGGGUCUCGAAUUCCUGCACCAAAACAAAAUAGUUUAUCGGGACCUGAAGUUGGACAACUUGCUGAUGGACGCAGAUGGUUUUGUGAGAAUCGCUGACUUUGGGCUCUGCAAGGAAGGGAUGGGCCAUGGAGACCGCACGUCCACCUUCUGCGGCACCCCAGAGUUCCUGGCCCCAGAGGUCCUGACGGAGGACAACUACACCCGUGCUGUGGACUGGUGGGGCAUGGGGGUCCUCCUCUUCGAGAUGCUGGUGGGCGAGUCCCCGUUUCCUGGUGAGGAUGAGGAGGAGGUGUUUGACAGUAUCGUGAAUGACAAAGUGCGAUAUCCCAAGUUCCUCUCCCCGGAGUCUGUCUCCAUCAUGCAGAAGUUGCUGGAGAAGAACGCCGAGAAGAGGCUGGGUGCCGGGGAGCAGGAUGCUGCGGAGGUGAAGAGGCAGCCCUUCUUCCAGGCGAUUAACUGGGAAGCCCUUCUGGCCAAGAAAGUGAAGCCACCGUUUGUGCCGUCCAUCAAGGGGGCCACGGACGUGAGCAACUUCGACGAGGAGUUCACCAGCCUCCGGCCCGUCCUGACGCCCCCGCGGACCCCCUGCACCCUCACGGCCAAGCAGCAGGGGGUCUUCACCGACUUUGACUUCUCAGCGCUCAACUGAGGGCAGUCUCCGGGCACGACCUAGCCGCAGUCCCAGCUGCUAAGCGCUGACCCGUCCCGUGUGUGUACGCGUGCAUGUAUGUGUGCGCAUACCUGCACAAAUCCCUCAACACACCGACUUUAGGUUCUUCCAUACAUCCUGUGCUGUCAGCAUGGGCAGGAGAAGAUGAGGUAUCCGCAGAAAUGGAGGCUGUGGUUGCUACGGGAGGUCUCUGUCCUGUCUCUGUCACUAGAACCUUGGGUCUCUUCACCUUCUUGCCCUGACCGACUAUCAGGGACGGUGGGAUGUUUUUGAGCAUUUGUGCCAAGAACAAAAUGUUUUUCUACACUUUAUUUUUAAUAUUGUAUAUAUCAUUCUCCCAUGAAUCUCCUGGACCAUUUUAAGAUGGCUCUAAGGAAAACACUUUCUGUUCACAUAACCAUAGGUUUGCUUGUUCGCACUGUAUGGCUUUACUUGGGUUGGUUCUCCUCAUGACCCUGAAAUGAAGUCCCAUCACCGCAUGGGAGUCAGAGAGCAGAGCGGAGUCACUCGCCUUCACACAGAAAGCUGAAACAAGCAGGUCUCACCCCUGUACUCUGCCCCAAAGAUGCUCCCUGUAGCUAAAGAGCUUUAAUUAUUUUCAUGUUGCAUUCGUCUUCCUCCUGCUGUAGCUUUUAUCCUGAUAGCUUUGUGGCCAACAAAGGAAUCAGAUGACAGACCAUAAGACCUACAGCGGGAACUGGCCACUGCAGAAUACCAAUUAGCAUCAGUUUAUACCUUGAUGUGUAUGUACUGUAUCUGUGUAUAUAUUAUAUAUAUAAGAAUUCUAUAUUAUAUUUAAGUGAAACGUUAGUUAAGGGUGGGUAUCCGAUUGAAUUAAGAAGUGCCUCUAUCACACUGCUAAGUUGUGCCCAUGGACCGGACCCCAUGCAGACAUGGGACCAUAUGAGAUGAAGGAGACAGCCAUGUGCCACGUGUAAGCCUGCAGACGGCUUUCCACUGGCUCUCGCACGCCGGCGCUGCCAACCCGUGAAGGGGAGGAUGGCUGAAACGCUGGACACUGCCUGUAUUCCCGAGCGUCCCGCCAUGAAGGCCGUCACCCUGAUCACACUGGAAAGCCGCACACCCGGACCGCCAUGCGGCAGCACAGUUUGUCGGGAUGAUUUACUUUUGCACAUCACUCUGACAGCUGCUGACUGUGUAAUGAAUGCAUGUGGUUACCUACUACAACAAUUUAUAGGGAAAGGGAAGGGAGAGAGACUUUCUAAAUCUGAUGAUGAUGAUGAUGAUAUGAUCAAUAUCUCAGACCUGCAUCCUGUGUCCAUUAAUAAAGCUUCUCACUUUGGGA
Messenger RNA from Paramormyrops kingsleyae, 4372 nucleotides. The record is from RefSeq and is a predicted model, not a curated record. NCBI's taxonomy places the organism in Eukaryota, Metazoa, Chordata, Actinopteri, Osteoglossiformes, Mormyridae.